AUGACGGAUGUCGAUGAGUCCGUUCUUCUCGCUGAUUGUGGCGAUAUUUCAGAAGAGCCCAUAGACGAAAGCGCUUUAUUGGAUCAACAUGACGAUGAUGUUUUAGAUUUAAAGGAUGAAAUAAAAGAGGAUCCAGUGAAGGAUGAGAUUGAUUUAUACGACGACGCAAUUGCUCCAACAAAUGCUCCAGCUGAGACCGUGACCACUGUGAAGACGCCAGUUCCACCAACUUCUGCAAAUCAUUCGGCGCCGAUUACGAAAGUGAACCAUACCGACGGAAAAAAGUAUUGCUGUUACGUCGGAAACCUUACAUGGUACGCAACUGAUGCCGAUCUACUCAAAUUGAUUGCUUCGAUUGGAAUUGACAAAUCGGAUUAUGCUGAUUGCAAAUUUUUCGAAAACCGAACAAAUGGUCAAAGCAAGGGAUACGCUCUUCUUGUGUUCAACUCGGAUAGCGCUGUGAAAACUGUUAUGGAAAUUCUGCCAACAAAAUCUCUUCAUGGUCAGAGCCUAAUUGUUCUAUCGUACAGUAAAACAAAUCAAGCGAAAUUGGAAGAAGCUCAAAUUAAAAAUCAAACUAGACCGGAUGUUAAGAAGAAGACCGAUGAUGGAUGCCUCAAUAUGGGAACGAUUCGAAUCGGCAGCGGAACGAUGAUGAAUAAUCGCGGCGGAAUGCAGCAAACGCAGCAGCAGAAUCGAAAUCCGCCACCUCUUAUGAUGCAAAACAGCGGAACAAUGAUGAGGGGACCGCAACCAUUGAUGAACACCAAUUUGAUGCCGCAGAACACGAUUCGACUUCAAAUCAACGGCCAACCUUCGCAGGUGCCGAUGCUCAACCGGAACACGAUUGGAGCGUCGCAGAGCAUGAUGGGCAACAUCGCGCCAUCGGCGAUGCCCCAACAGAAUAUCAUAAUGCAGAAUGCGAUGAGCCAACCGCCGCGACCGUUGAUGAGCGGCAUGACAACGACGCCAUUGGGUGUGCAACAAGUUGGAAUGAGCGCGCCGCCGCCGACGAUGAUUGGCCAACAAUUCAUACAAAAUAGACCUCCACAAUAUGGGCAACCGAUUCAAACCGGAAUUGCGCAGCCGCUAAUGUCGGUAAAUACGGCGAUGCGUCCGCCGACGAAUGGAAUCCCGCCGCCGGUUCAUGUGAAUCCGCAAAUGUUCCCCGGCGUUCAAGCGGCUCAGGGAGCUCCGCUCUCGGAUGCUGAAUUUGAGGAAAUAAUGAACCGAAACAUAACGGUCUCGUCAUCGGCAAUCGGUCGCGCUGUUGCCGACGCGUCGGCCGGCGAUAUUAAAGGCGCACGCGAAACGCUGAUCACAGCCAUCGAGCUCAUCCGAAAGAGUCGAAUAGGAAGCGACGAGCGAUGUCGAGGAUUGGUGCAGAGUCUGGAUGAGACGCUUCGCGGAAUCGAGAGCCGCGUCGACUAUUCGCGCGGCAAGUCGUAUCGUGAUCGAUCGCGUAGUCGUGAUCGCGAGCGUAAGAGAAGACGACGCAGUCGCACCAGAUCUUAUUCGCGUUCGCCGUCGCCGCAUCGAUCGCGUCGUAGAUACUGA
Messenger RNA from Caenorhabditis bovis, 1557 nucleotides. NCBI's taxonomy places the organism in Eukaryota, Metazoa, Nematoda, Chromadorea, Rhabditida, Rhabditidae. The record is from the annotation of a GenBank genome assembly.